AUGCAGCUACCAACAGACGAUCCCCUGGUGGUGACUUGUAGAUCGGACGCGGCAUGGGAUAUUAGAUCGAAAAGAGCCGGCUUUGCGUGGAUUCUAACCGACUCGACAGGAAACUCCAUCGAACGAGGCAACGCUACUCAGGAUAUGAUCAACUCGCCUCUGAUUGCUGAAGCUAUUGCUCUCCGAUUGGCUCUCACCUCGGCAGAGAAAUUAGGGCUUCCAAAGCUCCAAUGCUUCUCUGACAAUGAAACGCUCAUUCGAGCUAUCAAUUGCGACAUGCAGGUUAAGAAAAUCUUUGGUAUCAUCAGAGAUAUCAAGCAACUCUCCUCUGCUUUCGUCGCAAUCUCCUUCUCUCACUUUUAUCGUUCUUCGAAUGUUGAGGCUAACGCCUUAGCAAAACAAUCGCUUGCAUCUUCUUUGUAUUAG
This is a messenger RNA of Raphanus sativus (radish), 426 nucleotides long. RefSeq lists its product as uncharacterized. Gene Ontology annotation, molecular function: RNA-DNA hybrid ribonuclease activity; nucleic acid binding. The transcript has a single exon. The record is from RefSeq and is a predicted model, not a curated record. Lineage: Eukaryota; Viridiplantae; Streptophyta; Magnoliopsida; Brassicales; Brassicaceae. The coding region runs from base 1 to 426 and encodes 141 amino acids.